This is a messenger RNA of Anopheles coluzzii, 1917 nucleotides long. RefSeq names its product parkin coregulated gene protein homolog. The coding region runs from base 1062 to 1784 and encodes 240 amino acids. Lineage: Eukaryota; Metazoa; Arthropoda; Insecta; Diptera; Culicidae. Gene Ontology annotation, molecular function: Hsp70 protein binding; Hsp90 protein binding. The record is from RefSeq and is a predicted model, not a curated record. The transcript has 4 exons.
GGUUUCGCCCUCGCUAUAUGCUGCUCUUUUGGCUAUUUUUUCGCCGUCGCAGCUUUCAGCUGGCUUCCUCGUCUUCGCGAUGGCUUCCAUUGGGGUUUUUGGACACCUCUUCUCCUUGGCUUCGCACUUUACCGCCUGUUUCACACACAAAUCGCACCUCCACAUACGGGAUUCAGCUAUCGCGGUGGUGCCGACACACGCGUAUUGGUACCACUUAUGGCAUUUUUUGCACAGCACCAUAGUCACGUUAUUAUGCCGCUCGCACCCACCACGAUUAAAACUCGUACUCAUCGCGACGAACACUGGUAGGGACUUUAUUUUCGAAGAAAAUAUCGAAACAAUUUUUGAAUGUUGCCACGGGUGUAGCUUUAUGUUUAUUUCAGUUGCUGCUACAGAAUUUUUGUAACUGUCGCUCGCGUAUUCAGGGUUCCGCCGAUCAGUUCAAAAAUUGGUCUGUCUUUCUUCGUAUAUAAAUUGCAACUAAGCGUCUUCAAUGGCGCUUUGUUUUUCACCAGCUGAUCUACUUGACCCUAAGUAACCUCGCUUAGCGACCUUUCUCGAACUUUUCCCUUAUUGGUUAUGUUUUUCAACAUAGCCAGUUGUUUCAUAUUUGGGAUAUAUGUUCGUCUUUAUCUAAUCUUUAUCUUUAUCUAACAACGCCAUCUGGAGUUUCUUUUGCGAAUUAUUCGAGCUGUCCUUGACAGCUCGUUGUUUUGUAAAUAUUACGGCAGCUAAUCUGCACGAGGUGCACAUCGUGCCAACAAACAUGUUAGAGUUUCAACGCCUGCAUCAAGUAGCCAUUGCUCCGAGAUGUUUCUCGAACAACUGUCAAGUGGAGUGCAGUGAGGAAGUUCCUCUUUUCUUCUUUCGGCCGAACAACAAACAUCUAAAUUCCCGUGUGCUCAAGAAACUGUUCAGAAUUUCCCGAAAGCAUCACACCAGUGUUCCAAAUUCCUAGUGGCUUGUUUUCCGCCGAAAAAAAAAUCCCCCUCAACCGACCGAACCGUGUUGCACUGCCACCACCCGUUGUUCGAGUGUCGGCGCACUCAUAUCGCAACAAAAUGCCGUCAACGUCAUGCUGGUGCCAGCCACGCACAUGCCCCGGAAUUCUGCGUCGCGUGCCAGCCUUCACAGUGCAGGCCUGCCAGCGCUGUGUAGUGGUCUGGCCGCCCUGCCCUAUUCCGGUGUUCUGCAUCCGGCCGGCGCGCGUAUCGCGCUUCCGUGGGUUUUUCCUGCGCGGCGACAUACCGAUCUCGCGCGAGUGCGGAACGCGCUGUGUGAAACACUUCAUCAAGUGGCACACACCGCCGGAACAGCUCAACUAUCAGCGCUUUCUGCCACUGUUUUUCGAUGGGUUGUGCGAGUCGACAUUUCCGUACCGGGAGUUUGCACGCCACGGGGUGAGCGAUCUGCUGAUAGCCGGGACCGAACGACAGAUAUUCCAAACCAUCCCCAUGCUGAUACUGCCAAUGCGCGAGGCGUUGAACACGAGAAAUCCGGACAUUAUAAUUGCAACAUUAAACGCGUUACAGCAGCUGCUGCGUGUCGGACCAUCGAUCGGAAUCGCUCUGGUGCCGUACUAUCGACAGCUGCUGCCAAUGCUGAAUCUGUACAAGCAGCGGCGCGUUAACAUUGGCGAUCAUAUAGACUUUCGUGGCGGUCGACGGAUUGGCGAUGUGGUGAAUGCCACACUCGAGCUGCUGGAACAGUGCGGCGGGCCCGAUGCGUAUCUCAACAUUAAGUACAUGGUGCCGACGUACGAAAGCUGUGUCUACAAUCGCUAGAUCAGUUGCAAAACAUGUGUGUAUAAUUCAAAAAUUGCAACAUGACCAGCUAGCAACAUAUCAUGCAAAAGAAAUGUAAGUCUUUUUUGUGGUAUCUUUUUGAAUACAUUCUCCUUUCUCCUUAAAAAGCAGA